Molecule: messenger RNA, 947 nt
Organism: Drosophila busckii
Lineage: Eukaryota; Metazoa; Arthropoda; Insecta; Diptera; Drosophilidae
Gene: Rpp30
Product: ribonuclease P protein subunit p30
Exons: 4
Coding region: 36-908 (290 amino acids)
Biological process (GO): tRNA processing
Cellular component (GO): nucleolar ribonuclease P complex
Molecular function (GO): RNA binding
Source: RefSeq, a predicted model, not a curated record
UCAACAGCACGCGUGCUUUGUUUUGAAACCAAAACAUGGAACAAACAAAAGGUUUUUAUGACUUUUGCAUACCAUAUAACAAUGAUGACAAAGUCCUGCGUGCCAUACUCAACGAACUACUGGAGCUGGGAUACAAGACAAUCGCAAUAGACCAAAGCUAUGAUCAUAGCAAAAAGGAGGCGGUCAAGCGAGGUGCCGAAAUGUUUCCUGAGCCAUAUAGUAUUGAACAUCUGCGCAAGGAGUUUUCCGGGAAGCUUACGAUACUUCAACGCAUUACUAUACUUUAUGUGGAUGUAAAUGUAUCACAUGCUAUGACAGUUUCCUUAAACUUGCGUAAGUUUAAUCUUAUUGCAGGCCAGCCCAAAACAGAUGCCGCUUUAACGCAUUGCUGUACUUCUUUCAAUGGUGACAUUAUUACCUUCGAUCCAGUAGCCGGUUCACGUUUGUUGGUCAAUCGCAAAUCGUAUCAGAUUGCAGUGCGUCGCGGCAUGUUCUUUGAGAUAAAAUAUGCUCCCGCCAUAUCAGACUCCAACAAUCGUAAGGACAUGAUUAAAGUGGCACAAAACUAUUUUACUAAAGGGAAAUCGAAGAAUAUUAUAAUUAGUAGCGGUGCGGCCCAUGAAUUCCAACUGCGGGGACCUUACGAUGUGGCCAAUCUCUCUUUUAUAUUUGGUCUUUCUGAAGAUCAGGGCAAGAACUCUAUCGAUCGUUUCUGUCGACAAUUAUUUCUGCGCGCCGAAUCUCGUAGAGUGGGCAAGACGAUAAUGUUUGUUAAGUCCAAAGGACCUGUUGUUUUCUCAGAUAGUGAAGAAAGUGCACAAGAGGAUGAAGAAAUGGAUGCUAUUGCUACAGACAUGACAGAUGAUACAGAAAAUAGUCCUGAAAAUAAAAGGCUCAAACUAGCAUAACUAUUUGUUAUGUUGUUGUAUUUACAUUUAUUGUUAAAC